Notothenia coriiceps (black rockcod) is the source of this 2501-nucleotide messenger RNA. RefSeq names its product SH2 domain containing 5 (gene sh2d5). Bases 295 to 1221 code for a protein of 308 amino acids. The record is from RefSeq and is a predicted model, not a curated record. The transcript is spliced from 10 exons. Gene Ontology annotation, cellular component: postsynaptic density. NCBI's taxonomy places the organism in Eukaryota, Metazoa, Chordata, Actinopteri, Perciformes, Nototheniidae.
GGGAAAAAGUGGAUUUAUAGAAAAGAGCAGCAGGGAGAGGGAGGGGUGAUCAACGAGUUAUCUUACCGCUGAAUAUCAUAUCUCAGGGGCCGACGUGUUCACGUACCCCCUCUCCUUACUCCCCGGUUCCCUCCCCUCGAGCCCCGCCUCGGGCAGCAGCUCAGCAGGUAAAGGUGCAGGACGUCGGUGUCACGCGCCGUGUGAAGACCUAUGGUGAAGACUCACUGAAGGAGACAGGAGACGCAGGCUUCGCGAGGAACGGGCUGAGGUCUAACAACUCCAAAAGUCUAAAAUAUGUCUGCUUUUGCAGAGAUAAACAGAAGCAUGGGUGAGGCACCGGUGGGAGAAGAUGGUACAGUCACUCGAUCAGCAGAGUAUGUGGGUUCAUUUCCUGUGGAUGACUGCUGCUUGGAUGACCAGAUAGAGCAGCUGCAUACUCAGCUGAAGUCCCUCAUAACAUGCAAAAGAAGGAGGCCUGUAUCCCUAAAAUUCUCCAUCAAAGGUGUGAAGAUGUACAAUGAGGAUGAAACGAAACUCCUGAUGGCUCACGCUCUGCGGCGAGUCUCUCUGUCCACCGCCUGGCCCUCCGAGGCCCAGUUUGCCUUCGUCUCCCACAACCCAGGCAGCACUGAUGCCCAGCUCUACUGCCAUGUCUUCCAAGCAAGGCAUUCAAGAGCGGCACAGUUCCUGAACAUGCUGCUUUGCCGCUGUUUCCAGCUGUCUUACUUGGAAAAGCACCCAGAGGAGGCUCAGGGAGACUCUGUGGGCUCGGCGCCGCGUCGCAACCCCUCCCUGCUCAACCACGGCUUCCCUCUCAGCGUCAGUGCCCUGGUGUCCUUCAGAAGAGCUCCUUUUCAGGGCUUGCUGCCGGGAUCUAAGAACAAUCAAAAGUCUUCCGAUGACCUGAACAGCAGCCAAGAUGAAGUCUUCCCCACUUCCUCCCCCUCCCUGGUGCGCAAGAAGGCCAUCCGCAACAAGGUGCUGAAAUCUGGGGCCUACCGCUCUUUCACUUUCACACCGCUCAAACAGCGCAACGUUCAGGAGCGACUGAGUGCCUCACAAGGUGGGCUAAGUGUUCACAAAGCGCUUUCAAGAGUCAAAGAGUUGUGGAGGAAAGGAGCAAGACAAAGUACCGGUGAGGAGAUCACGGGCUCCGAGCUUGGCCGAAACAGAAGAAGCACUGGCUCAAGCGGUGUGGUGUUGGGCUGGUAUCGCAACUGACAGCAGCUUUUCCCUGCUUGCAGACGACGUUCUCGGGUCAUACCUCCUGUGCCCACAUCCUAAAAACCCCAAAUGUGGCUCUCUCAUCAUCCGCUUUCCCUCUGGCCCGAUCACCCACCUUAUCGGAAACACUCACAAAGGGAAAUUCCUGCUCGAGCAAUGCAAGACUGAAUUCAGUUCCAUAGCAGAGCUGAUCGAACACUACACAGAGUCUCGGGAAGAGCUGCCGUGUCUGCUGAGCUGUGCCCGGGUAAACCACUGUUACGAGUGGGAGGAGAGUUCCAGCUCUCAGCAGCCUCUAAACCCACGCAAGAGCAUAAACAAAGCCAGAAUUAAAAGUACCAACAGAAAGGACUUGGUUUAAUCACUGGACACUGGAAACCUCAGAAUGAGUGACAACUUUUUAGAUUUUUGCUCAUGUAUCAUCUUUUAUCUUUAAAUCAUAUUUGGUGUUUUUGGGAGGCUUCACAAAAGUGUUGGCGCUUAAUGUGUAUAGUAUACUAGUCAUUUUAUAACGGGGUACUUAUUUGUAAAGCUGCUUUUUUAUGUCUUUCGAUAGUCUUUUUAAUAGCCCUGAAAGGCUAGAAGAGUUUAUCUGUGUUUUUAAGACGUGAAACCUAACUAAUUGAUUGGGUCAUACAGAAUACUUUUAUUUCUUGCAAGUUGCACAAAUACAUUUGAUCAAAUGUUAUUAUUCCUCCAAUUUUAAUCUUGCUUUCAUGUUUCUCUUAAUGUGUUUAGACGUUAGACCUGGGGAAUAUGUAAGCAGUAAUCCUAUGCACCACAAUGUGUUAUGGUGUAAAAGAAUAGGACCAUGAUGAUAUUAAAUAUUUUCUAUAUCUCGACACCUUAGUGUAUAGCUUUUUCCUGUAUGAUGGCCCCUAAGAUGGGUCAUGCUUCUGUGUUUUAAAGUUUGUUACUUCUAAUUUAAACUGGUACUUUUUGCAUGCAGUUUACCUAAAUUAAGUCUUUAUCAUAAGAUUGUCUGAUAUUUUGUUGUUAUUCCUAAAUGUUCCAUUUCAAUUUAGGUAAUACAUUGGAUUAUUCUGUACUAUCUUUUACACAUAGGGUAAUUUUCAUAUUAUUCACCCCUGUUUGAGAUUAAACAACUGGGGUUCUCUGUUUUCAACCAAUUUCCUGCAAAAGUGUUGAUUUUUAUUAUUUAUGACUGCAUACCACAACAUCACCUGUGGCUUUGGUAUUGAGGCGGGUAAUACUUUCUGCUUAGUAUUAUGAGACAGUGUAUACUGUACAAAGUUUCUAAAUCUUAGAGCAGAACU